GGCGCGGGCGGGAGGGAAGGGGUUAGGAGUAGGGUCCGCCUGGGCUACCUUCAGCCCUCAUCAGACGGACGGCGAACUGCGAAGGACUACCUUUCCCCAGUCUGUUCUCCCAGCGCCUCCCUGGGGAAAGAGAACUAAACUCCGUGUUCCUUUGCGGAGCCGGACGCCUGAAUUGGGAAGUAGGGCGAAUCAAGGCCGGGAAAUGGGACCCUUGGGUCGCUGCUGCCGCAGGGACUGAAGAGGCAGUCUCUCAAUUCCCAGGACAUGUUUGCUGCUUCUGCCUCUCCCCGCCGGUCUAAGUGGAUCGCUCCACCUAUUUCCUCCCCCGCUCUUUCGGCGCAAUGGAUUGUUCCAUUGCCCCUCCAGUCUCGGGCCUGCGUUGCGGGGGACACUGGCACGGCCCUCAUCGCCCCCUUCUCAGGCGGGAGCAUGCUGGGGCUCCCGGGGCUGCGGCUCCCCCCGGCGGGGUUCCUGCUCCUGUUGCCGUUCCUGCUGCUGCUGCUGCCCGCAACCCCCGCGCCCCAUCGGGCUUCCUACAAGCCGGUCAUCGUGGUGCAUGGGCUCUUUGACAGCUCGUACAGCUUCCGCCACCUGCUGGAAUACAUCAACGAGACACACCCUGGGACUGUGGUGACAGUGCUCGAUCUCUUCGAUGGGAGAGAGAGUUUGCGGCCCCUGUGGGAACAGGUGCAAGGGUUCCGAGAGGCUGUGGCCCCCAUCAUGGCAAAGGCCCCUCAAGGGGUGCAUCUCAUCUGCUACUCGCAGGGGGGCCUGGUAUGCCGGGCACUGCUGUCUGUGAUGGAUGACCACAAUGUGGAUUCUUUCAUCUCUCUCUCCUCUCCACAGAUGGGACAGUAUGGAGACACGGACUAUUUGAAGUGGCUGUUCCCCACCUCCAUGAGGUCCAACCUCUACCGCAUCUGCUAUAGCCCCUGGGGCCAGGAAUUCUCCAUCUGUAACUACUGGCAUGACCCCCACCAUGAUGACUUGUACCUCAAUGCCAGCAGCUUCCUGGCCCUGAUCAAUGGGGAAAGAGACCAUCCCAAUGCCACUGCUUGGCGGAAGAACUUUCUUCGUGUGGGCCGCCUGGUGCUGAUUGGGGGCCCUGAUGAUGGUGUCAUUACCCCCUGGCAGUCCAGAUUCGUAGGAAGCUGCAAAGAUAGUUUAGAGAGGUCCUGUGUAACCAUCACCAAGUUCCCCUCAAUGGUUGCAUCCUAUGUAACUACAGCACAGUAUCACAACCAGGAAUAUGACAUUGGUACGUGUGUAUAGCUCCACAUGCCAUGUAAUCACAUUUCCUACCACCUCUUUUACUUACCUGGACUACUGUAAUAGCCUCCAGCUCAUCCCCUCUAUCCUAUUCCUCAGGAAAAUCCAUGGCUUCAUGGCACUCUGUGCCUGCCUUUGAUCAUCAUGAGUGAUCUGAAAUGUCACCUGAUCUACUUUAGUCACUCAACAAAUACUCUGUGUGCCUAGGCACUGUUCUGGGUCCUGGGGAUGCAGUAGUAAAUGAAAGAGAAGUCCAUGGUGUUAUGUAGCUUACAUUCUUGUGGGGGAGACAGAUAAUAAAUGUAAAUCUAUAUGCCAAGUGGUGAUAAAAUAAGGCAGGGGAAGGGAUUAGAGGAUGGCCACGGCCUAUAUUAGCUGAUGGCCAGAGAAGUCCUUCUGGAAGAGUUGCCAUUUGAGCAGAGACUGAAGGAAGUGAGGGAAAGAGUUGUGCAUCAAACUGGGGGAAGAACAACCCAGGGGACAGGAGUAGCACCUGCAAAGGCCCUGGGGCAGGUCUGAGGAAUAAGGAGGUCCAUGUGGCUAGAGUGCAGGGAGCUAUGGAGAGGGUGGGAGAGGAGGUGAAAGAGGUAGCAGGGAGCCAGUUACAGAGAGCCUUUGUGGGGCACAGUAAGCACCCCCCCUUUUUUCCUGAAAUAUACACAACAUAAAAUGUUACCAUUUUUAAGUGUAUAGUUCGGUGGCGUCAAGUCCAUUCACAUUCUUGUGUAAGCAUCACCACUAUUUAUCUCCAGAACCUUUUUUUCCUUCCCAAAUUGCAACCCCAUACCCUUUAAAGAACGGCAACUCCCUCAUCCCUGCCCCUCCCUGGCCCCUGGCAACCAUGGCCCUUGCUUUUUGAAAAUUCUGAGUGAGAGGAACACGUUGGAAGGUUUUAAGUGAAUGAGUGACAUGCCUUAUAAUAGUUAGAGGUGGGAUUUAUUUUUUAUCUCAUUUCAAACAAUCCUGUGAAGGUAAGAAUGGCUCAAGGUUAUAUAGCACCUUUUAUGUCCCAAAGCAUUAUUCCAAGUACUUUUCAAAUAAAGCUCAUUUAAUUCUCACAACAACCCUAUAGGGUAAUUACUACUAUCCUCUUUUGACAUAUAAGGAAACUUAAGUACAAAGAGAUUAAAUAACCUGCCUACAUUCAUAGAGUUAGUUAAGUGGUGAAGUCAGGCUGUCUGACUUAAGGACAAUGUUUUCUUCUUUCUUUUUUCUUUUUUUUCUGGUAUG
Messenger RNA from Lagenorhynchus albirostris (white-beaked dolphin), 2499 nucleotides. RefSeq names its product palmitoyl-protein thioesterase 2 (gene PPT2). Gene Ontology annotation, molecular function: thiolester hydrolase activity; palmitoyl hydrolase activity. The record is from RefSeq and is a predicted model, not a curated record. Lineage: Eukaryota; Metazoa; Chordata; Mammalia; Artiodactyla; Delphinidae. Gene Ontology annotation, cellular component: lysosome. The transcript is spliced from 8 exons. The coding region runs from base 265 to 1272 and encodes 335 amino acids.